UCUCUGGAUAUCUGAUUGUCUAAAGAUUGUUGUUAGUUGUUUUCCAAGAAUAUAUCCUUUCCUGAUGUUAUACAAUUAACACUGGAAUGCUUACACUUGUUUACUUUGCAGUCCUAAAGCCUGGCUGUUAAUUUGAUAAGUUAUGCUGCCUUAUGUUUACCCUGGAAAGUCUCAUAUAGAUAUUCUUGCAGUCAGGUGAUGAACAUACGAGCUCCAAAGCACUUGCUAAUAUGCUCACAUCAAACCGUGGAAUGUCCUUUUUCCUUUCUUCUUUAUUCUACUUGUUUCUCUGCUCUUAUUCCCUCUCAUCUUUGUUUUAUUCUCAGCAUUUUCUCCUUUAAGUAUGCUGUUUGUCAGAAAGUUAUGUUCAGCAAAAAAUAAAGGUGGAAGAGUGUUGCAUUUCAUGGGUGCCUUGGAUCUGACCGUUCAAGUGUAUAACAUUUCUUCUAGAGCAACGAAGGAAGACUUGAUAACCUUCUUCUCAUAUUGCGGUAAUAUUGAUGAGAUUCAGCUUCAAGGCAGGGAUGGAGAUGGGUCACAGUUGGCGGUCGUGACUUUCAAGCAGCCUUAUGCCUUUAAGACAGCUCUUCUAUUGAAUGAUGCUAUACUAAUAGAUCGACGAGUUUGCAUAUCGCCCUUGGAGAAGGAUAUUGUCCCAAUUAUUUUUUGCUUUUCGGAGAGAGAGCAGACCCAGGGAACAACAACAAAAGUAGCAACACGCCGAGGGCAUGAAAUUCUGAGCAAGGUAAGUGAUAAAGUGACUGAUAAGGUGACUGGUAUCGGUAAAACAUUGGCGAAACAAGCAAGCACAGCCAUGCUUUCAGCAGAACAGACUGUUGGCAGUGUGGGAUCUACUAUUAGCAAUAGCAGCUACUUCACUACGAGCACUCUUUGGCUCUCCAAUGCGCUUGGCCGUGCAGCGAAGAGUGCGGUGCAGCUCGGCCAUGGCAAAGCUAGGCAUCAAAGCUCAGGGAAGAAAAAAUAGUGAAGUUUCCCAGAUAUGCAUGCUAGCAUUCUUUAAAGUGAAGGCAAAGCUAAUAAGUUGUAUCGGAAAGUAAACGGUAAACGAUACAGGCGCCAAGUUUACUGUAAAAAUAAGAUGCUUCCAAUAUGGUUUUUAUUCAACAAGUAGUGAAGUCAAAUGUGUGCAAAUGUUGAAGUAGCAUGUUUUUUGGCUGCCAAAUUCACUCACUAGAUAAGAGUAUACAAAGAG
Messenger RNA from Asparagus officinalis (garden asparagus), 1213 nucleotides. RefSeq lists its product as uncharacterized. The transcript has 4 exons. Bases 344 to 985 code for a protein of 213 amino acids. Lineage: Eukaryota; Viridiplantae; Streptophyta; Magnoliopsida; Asparagales; Asparagaceae. Gene Ontology annotation, molecular function: RNA binding. The record is from RefSeq and is a predicted model, not a curated record.